Mugil cephalus (flathead mullet) is the source of this 1519-nucleotide messenger RNA. Its product is annotated as trans-1,2-dihydrobenzene-1,2-diol dehydrogenase-like. The transcript is spliced from 7 exons. NCBI's taxonomy places the organism in Eukaryota, Metazoa, Chordata, Actinopteri, Mugiliformes, Mugilidae. Gene Ontology annotation, molecular function: nucleotide binding. Bases 121 to 1125 code for a protein of 334 amino acids. The record is from RefSeq and is a predicted model, not a curated record.
UUUUAAAUCGUCAUUGUUUUGGGUGUAGGUCGAGUGGGUUAUACCAAUAGUGCUGUGUCGCCACCUUGUGACAGGAAACGACCACUACUUCUGUGAUCCCAGUCUUUUUUCCCCCCCAACAUGGCAACCAGAUGGGGUAUCUGUAGCGCGGGGAAGAUCAGUCAUGAUUUCACCCUGGGCCUGAAAAGUCUUCCCGUUGAAGACCACCAGAUUGUAGCUGUGGCUGCUCGUAAACUGGAGGAUGCACAGGGGUUUGCCAAGAAGCACAGCAUCUCCCAAGCAUACGGCAGCUAUGAGGAGCUGGCCAAAGAUCCAAACAUAGAUGUGGUGUACAUCGGAGUUAUCCACCCCUACCAUCUGAAAACAUGUCUGCUCUUUACCAACGCCAAGAAGAAUGUGCUGUGUGAGAAGCCGCUGGCCAUGAACUCCAGGGAGGUGCGGGAGAUCCUGGCCUCUGCCAAGAAGAAUAACGUCUUCCUCAUGGAGGCCGUCUGGACUCGCUUUUUCCCAGCCUCUGUGGAGACCAGGCGGCUGCUGGCCCAGGGGGAGUUGGGCGAGGUGAAGAUGGUCAGGGCUGAGUUUGCCUUGCCAUUGAAGGGAGUACCGAGAACAUCGCAGAAGGAGCUGGGUGGAGGAGCAUUACUAGACGUUGGCAUCUACUGCCUACAGGUCAUACUGAUGGUGUACAACGGAGAGAAGCCAGAGUCUAUCCAUGCCGUGGGAUUCUGUCAGGACACAGGUGUGGAUGAGACUGUGAUCGUCACCAUGAAGUUCUCCAAGAACAGGAUGGCAGUGUUUACCUGCUCCCACGGUAUAGAGCUGCCCAAUGAUGUCAUUAUUGUGGGCACCAAGGGCAUCAUCCGGUUGCCUGACAAUAUGUGGUGCCCCACAUCAUUAUUUCUGAAUGGGAAGGAGACCAAGUAUCCUUUGCCAGAACCUUAUUUGCCUGAGAGCUACUUGAACAGUACUGGACUGCGCUAUGAAGCAGAGGAGGUUCGACAGUGUUUGCUCAAAGGGCGGAAGGAGAGUGCAAUCAUGUCCCAUGCUGACUCUCUUCUGUUGGCUGAGGUGGAGGAUGAGAUCCGUAGGCAGAUUGGGGUGGUGUACCCCCAGGACUCCCAGUAAAUGUUAAACACAUACUGAGAUAGUCUGUAAGACAUCCAGUUUAUAAUGGAGAGUCAUUUGCUAAUGCUAUUCUUGCAGCACUUUAUAAUCAUACCCUAAUGAAAACAGCGCAAUAUACUGAAGGAGAGUUGUUUUUUAAGACAAAUUACAGUGAAUGUAUUCUGAUGAAAAGGCUUGAUGUACAGUUAUAUUGAACACACACAUUGUUUAGAUCGUUGAAACUGUUCAAUCUCUGCAGCAGAAAUCAACUAUAUUAAUACAAAUAUUUUUAUUCCAUGAAUUAAAAAUACAGUAAAAAUGAAUAGUACUGUAUUUAUGAAGUCUGAAGCUGAUACCUUAAAAGGAAAACUGUGGAACCUUUGAUCUAUGAAAUAAAUUUUUACAGCAGAUUUCA